AUAUCGCUCCGAGAUAGUGUUUCUUAGGUGUUAAAUUCCGUGGGAUUUUUCGCGGAGAAAGUGUUUAUAAGAUAGCGAUAGAUAACCUUAUAAACUUGUAAAGUGGACGUGCCAGGACCUCGCUUUUUUUUUUUCCUUUCUCGGAAUCAUGACCACUCCGUUUGCACUGUUUUUGACUGUUUGGACCAGACGAUACAAGCUAGGUGCCCCCUGCCACUAACAACUGGCCCGCUUACAGAUAAGUGUACGUCUGCUUCUGAUCACCUGCCGAAUUUAUGAGCAUGAGGUUGUCCUAGAAACGCUUCCCCGGCGAGUGCGUCUGCUCCCCGAGAUUUCCUUCUGAUUGUGUGCACAACUUUUGUAACCUCAAUUUACCGUAUCUCACUGAUUUCAUCUUAAUCAAUGCAAGACUCCGUUCUUUACUAGAAGAAGCAGGAUCUGUGAGUUAUAUACAUAUGUUGUUUGGAGGGAAUGUAAACAAAGCUCAGACAUACAGAUAAAAAUGAGUCGUCGAGCGAGUUUGUUCGCCAAGCAAAAUCCUGAAAAGACUGGACCAAAAGUACGAUUCCCCGAUGAACUGGUGUUUCUGGACAAUAUUAAGGAAAAUGACAUCCCGGCCUUGAGUGGUAUGCUCAGAAGAGCAAGUCUUCAGGUGGAUAUUAGUGGAAUCAACGAUGCAGGUUUGACCCCGCUCCACCAGGCAGUGUUAGACGGGAACUUGAUGGCUGUCCGGCUUCUGAUAGAACAUGGCGCAGACAUCAACAAACAAGAUGCAGACUCAUGGACGCCCCUCCACGCCGCAUGCGCAGAGGGUCACGCCGGUAUCAUAAGGUUGCUUCUACAGCAUGGCGCAGACAAAAAUAUUCUGACAGAGGAUAAGGAACGGCCCAUAGAUUUAAUAGAACCUACAGACUUUGAAGCAGUGAGUGCCAUAUUGUCUCCCUUAGCAAACCAGGACCAGUGUUGUGAUGGAAACAGUGGAGAUGAAUCAGACGAUGAAGAGAAAUGAAAUUCUCGUUAGACAUUUUGACGAACAUUUUUUUUAUUUAUCAUUAUUAGAUAAUCAUCUAUUCAUUCUUAUCAUUAUGUUUGAUCUGAUAUAAUUUUCUAUACAAAAGAUGUUAUAUAUAAAAUCAAAAUACAAUGUAGUUCUUUUUUCGUUUUCAUUAUUUUUUGUCGUGAAUAAAAGAGCAGCUAUUAAAUAUGUAUGUAACAAUAAAAAAAACUUGUUUUUUU
Magallana angulata is the source of this 1236-nucleotide messenger RNA. RefSeq names its product protein phosphatase 1 regulatory subunit 27-like. Bases 503 to 1009 code for a protein of 168 amino acids. The transcript is spliced from 5 exons. NCBI's taxonomy places the organism in Eukaryota, Metazoa, Mollusca, Bivalvia, Ostreida, Ostreidae. The record is from RefSeq and is a predicted model, not a curated record. Gene Ontology annotation, molecular function: protein binding; enzyme inhibitor activity; phosphatase regulator activity. Gene Ontology annotation, cellular component: cytoplasm.